Rasamsonia emersonii CBS 393.64 is the source of this 1014-nucleotide messenger RNA. RefSeq lists its product as uncharacterized. Lineage: Eukaryota; Fungi; Ascomycota; Eurotiomycetes; Eurotiales; Trichocomaceae. The record is from RefSeq and is a predicted model, not a curated record. Bases 1 to 1014 code for a protein of 337 amino acids. The transcript is spliced from 5 exons.
AUGGAAAUGGUAGAAGAAAAUCCUCAGGCGCCCGUUUAUCCGGGCAGCUCACGUCGCUGGCUUUUUAGCAAAGGAGAAGUCAAUGACAACGGAGAGGUUCUUCGAGCUUGCGAUGAGAGAUUCCUGAUCGAACUUCUUCUGGAGAUGGAACAAGCUUAUCAAAAUGCGUUUCAAUUUGUCUUCAAGAAUGUCUCCGAAGAAGACGCGGAAGAUGAAUUGUACAGUUACGUCCCUCCUCCAACUUCAGAGGAGCUGGAGCUUGUUCUGGAGGAUAUUCUCCUCGCUAUCGACGAUGCUGCAUCUAUUUUCAAUGAGGUCGCCAAGGAGGUCCGUCGCUUGCAACGCUAUCAGGAUCUUUACCCGACAAGAGUCGCGAUGAAGAGGUUCCACACGGCUUUACGGAUGAAACUGCAGGAUAAUCAUCGGAAGACUCUAGAUGCCGCAAACAAAAUGCAAAACGAAGCUUGUUGGAAGAAAAUCCACCAGGCUGAGCAUGUCAUUGAGCUUUGGCUUAAGCAUCCGACUUUCCAGCCUCACCUCAAACCAUGGCAGCAAUUCAUGAUGGAAGAUGCACCAGGGAGCGGAAUGAACCCAAGAGCCAAGUUCCUUGGCAAAGUUCCUGAAAGUGACGAUUUCGAAUUGUCUACUGCUUCUGAAGACAGUGAUUUUCAUAUUUUCCCUCCAGGUGGAAUGGCCCUGUGGGCAGAUUGGUGCAAAGAGUACGAAGAACUUGAGGAAAAAUGCAGACAGACCGCCAUUCCCGGGCAUUUCAAUUCCGAGCAAAUUGCCGGUUUCUUUAUGUUCGAGCCGAACCUAUGGCUUCCUGAGCGGCCUUCUGGGCUGAAUCUCAUCAAGACGGAUAAUCUUCCCUACCUAUCCUCGUUGAUCGCGAGCCUUGAGAAUGAAGACCAUGUUCCCGUGCACUACAAUUACACUGCUGGCGUUAUCGUGUCCUCCGAUGAAUGCGAGCCUGGUACCCAACCACGCACCCUUCAUCACGCCGUUGAUCCAUGA